AUGCUUGCCCCCUCUCAGCACCAAUUUCUUCCGGAUGAACAACGCAUUCAACUGGUCUUACUCUCUCCGAAUUUUAAUGCAGAAUUCAAAAUACCUACAUUGGAUCGGGAUGUGAGAAUCAAGUUGAGAGAGAUGGGAGAGCCCAUAACCAUGUUCGGAGAAGGACCUCCCGAACGAAGAGAACGAUUGAAGCGACUGGUGGUCAUUCAGAGGCUUAGAGAGGAAGAGGAACGGAAUGAGGACGAACGAAGAAUGGAUGAACGUGAAGAUUACACUGGACAUGGAUCGGAAUUAAUGGCUGAUUUCCAAAGAGAAUUAAUAGCCAAAGGACGACAAGAUUUAAUUUCAACUUUGGCGAAAAAUCAAUUACAAGAAGAGCAAGAGGAAAUGGUCGAUGAGUUGGAAGAAAAAGAAGAUAUUACUCAACAAUAUUUUACUUUUGAAGCAUCAAAUACAAAUCUUGCAAGUGUACGAGAAAGCAUUGCCAUGUAUUCAUUACAAUCAGCACAGCAACGAUUGGAGACAAUUCGUGAGUUUGUGGAUGUUGUGAAAAAAGAUAAAAUGGGACAACAUACCUCAAAACCAGGAAUUGCUGCACAAUUGGUCGAUCGAAAAAACAGACUCAUGGACAAUGUUCAAAAGCGAUUAUCUAUGGUGUCCUCUGUGAUUGGAGAUUCACGGCCGAUUUCACAAAUUAAAAUACUAGGUCACGAUUUUGGAAAAUGCAUAACAGGAGCUUGGUCUGGUGACAUGAAAGUUUGGCAAGUUGCAAAUCCAUGUUUUAAGGAAGAGGAGCCAAUCACGGAUGAGACUGAUGAAAAAGAACCAGAAAUGCCCUUACAGGAUGAAGAUGAAUCCUACAGCUGUUCCUUAAUUAGAUCCUAUACCAAUGCUCAUGACGAGAGAGUGACAUGUCUUCAAGUGAGAAAUGAAUUCGUUCUAAGCUCGUCGGCUGACCGAAUCAUCAAAUUGUGGAAUAUGGAAGAUGAGUCAGAAAAACCAGCACAAGUUUUUAACGUUGUGGAAUCAGAGUCUAAUGACAUGACCGAUCACAAUUCUGCAUCUUCUGAAGAGCCUGCUCUGAAACGAGAGAACCUCAAAGCUGGAGACAUUCACACUGCUGUCAUUAAUAGGCUCUCCAUUCACCCCAAUGGACAACAAUUUGUGAGCACAAGCUCUGACCACACUUGGUGUAUGUGGGACUUGUCCACUUAUCAGCCACUCUAUAUUCAAGAAGGCCAUUACUGCCCAGUGUAUGCAGUAGAUCAUCAUCCAGAUGGUGGAAUUUUGUGUACUACAGAUUUUAAUGGUGUUGUCAAGUUAUGGGAUUUGAGAACUGGUUUAUUAGUAUGCAAUUUACUGCAUCAUGUCAAGGAUGUGCUUAAUUGUUCAUUCAACCCAUACAAUGGAGUGAAUUUAGUGACUGGAGGUUUAGACGGGCUAAUUGACGUAUGGGAUUUGAGAUAUGUCAAGCAUAGCUUAAAUUCUGGAGCAAAACAAACAGAUCCAAACUCGGAUCAUUUUAGGCAAGAGCCAUACUAUUCUAUACCUGCAAGUUACAAAUUAAUGAACACGAUCAUGUAUGAGCCUUCGUGUGGAAGAUUUAUUAUAUCUAGUGGAUUUGAUGGAACGAUUCGAUUCUGGGAUACCAUUUCAUUUAAGCCUGUCUCUCAGUUUUCGAUUGGAGAACGAAUUUUAUGUAUGGAUGUGACACAAUAUCCUAAUUGCUGUUUUGUGCCAAAACAUGAGGAUGCUCACGAGUUUGGAAAUUGGAGCGAACAUUUAAUGCUUGUUUGUGGAGGCUUUGACAAAAAGUGGAGAAAACUAACAACCUUUUGCAAACGUUGA
This is a messenger RNA of Naegleria lovaniensis, 1848 nucleotides long. RefSeq lists its product as uncharacterized. The transcript has a single exon. The record is from RefSeq and is a predicted model, not a curated record. Lineage: Eukaryota; Heterolobosea; Eutetramitea; Acrasida; Naegleriidae. Gene Ontology annotation, biological process: mRNA splicing, via spliceosome. Gene Ontology annotation, cellular component: U4/U6 x U5 tri-snRNP complex. Gene Ontology annotation, molecular function: protein binding; U4 snRNA binding; U6 snRNA binding. Bases 1 to 1848 code for a protein of 615 amino acids.